CCGGAUCUUUGAGAUCAGCGAUGUCAUACCAUCCUUACGCGGUUUCCAAGGAGAUUAAAGAUUCUAAAUUGUUUUUCGACCAUAGAUAUAGCCGAAGAAAUUGCUUGUUAUAUCUUUGCUUACUUCAGCAUCGCUGCUGUGUUGUUAGUUGUAAUUUACGUCAGAUGAAUCUGGCUGUACUUGUUCGUAAGAAAUAUGUUUCAUUGACAUACCUUUAGAAACUUAAUGUAUUGAACGUGUGCUUUUUUAUUGUUUAGAGAUUGAAAGACACCCUCGUGUUCCGUGGAUUAAUAGUGAAAGUCAAUUUCGUGUGAUAAAUUGCAAAAACUCAAGAUGCCAGAAAACGAGUACGGCUCGAUAAAGACUGAGGAGGAGGCGCAGAUUCCACCUGAUAGAUCCCAAAGGCUAACGAAUGAAGAUUUUAGGAAACUUCUCAUGACACCAAGGUCGUCUGUUCCAUCAUCACUGCCUACUGCUCCAUCAAGGGAUGCUGUACCACCAACUCCAGAUGCUGAAGGUGAAGACAGAGCGGAGAGACGGCGUAAAAAGAAAAGCUUUUAUGCAAAGCUCAAAAAGCAAGAAGAUGAUAAAAUGGCCGAACUGGCGAAAAAGUACAGAGACAGGGCUGGCGAAAGGCGUGAUGGUGCCAAUCCAGAUUAUCAGGCAGAAGACCCACUCUCAACAGCUAGUGGGUAUAGAGCUGUUGCUCCUGAUCUUAAAUCUGGAAUGGAUGCUGCAGAACGACGAAGGCAGAUGAUUCAGGAAUCCAAAUUCUUGGGAGGUGAUAUGGAACAUACCCAUCUUGUGAAAGGCUUGGAUUAUGCUCUUCUUCAAAAGGUUCGUUCUGAGAUCCAAGCGAAAGAACAAGAACAAGAGGAAGAAAUGGAGAAGCUUGUAAAAACAAAGAAAGAACGCAAAGACGAGGAAGAAGAAAUGCAGUUCAAGACGAGGCUUGGUCGGAAUAUAUACAGAGCUGUUUUUAAGAUGAGACCAGCUGAACGCAAUGAGCUAUUUGUACCUGGGCGCAUGGCAUAUGUUGUAGACUUGGAAGACGAAUUAGCUGAAAGUGAUAUUCCAACUACUUUGAUACGUAGUCGACAGGACGUUCCUGCUCUUGAAUCAACUGCCACACUUACCACAAAUGACAUUGUCAUCAAUAAGUUGGCUCAAAUAUUAUCAUAUCUGCGUGCUGGUGGUCGACAUGGAAGGAAAGGAAAGAAGAAAGGCGCUGCAGCUGCUGGAAAGAAACUAGCACAGCCACAGGAUGACAGUAUAUAUGGAGAAAUUGGAGACUAUAUUCCAACUGGGCGUCGCCAAGAUGGAAGGACAGUCCGAUCUGGCCCAUACUUUGAGAAGCCCGGCGAAGGAGAUGGUGAUGAUGUGCUAGAUGAUCGCCCAACGGUUGAAGAACACCGAGAGCCUGAACCACCUCCACCACAAGCAGCUACAGCUCCUGCCCCUCAAGCAAGACGACAAGAACCUAGUCGUGCCCAGCAAUUGCUUACUCGUUUGGCAGCUGAGCCGGAGGGCUAUGCAGAAUGCUACCCUGGACUUGAAGAGAUGCAGGAUGCUAUUGAUGAUUCAGAUGAUGAAGUUGAUUAUACUAAAAUGGAUCUCGGCAAUAAAAAGGGUCCAAUUGGACGAUGGGAUUUUGAUACACAAGAAGAAUAUUCUGAUUAUAUGAACAGCAAAGAGGCAUUGCCCAAGGCAGCCUUCCAGUAUGGAGUGAAGAUGGCAGAUGGGCGCCGGACACGAAAAUACCACAAAGAGAAAAAUGAGAAAGCAGAAUUGGAUCGUGAAUGGCAGAAGAUCCAAAACAUUAUACAGAAAAGAAGAAUACCAGGACCAGUGGGUCCAGAACCAGACUUUAAAAAGCCAAAAUAUUAAUUUUUUCUGCCUUUUGAAUUUGCUUGUGACUAACAGUCAUUCAGUAAACUGUAUCUCUUACAGUACCUUUGUGCAUAAAAAUUGUUUAUUACUGUUAUUUUCCUUACUAGUUGAUCGUCUCUCUUUCAUUUAACUCUCUCUCUGUUUGUGUGUGUGUGUGUGUGUGUGUGUGUGUGUGUGUGUGUGUGAGAGAGAGAGAGAGAGAGAGAGAGAGAGAGAGAAUAUGAGAAUGAGAAUGCAUUUGUAGCCUCUUAACAACUUUUUCUUUUAAGAUACCUAGUGUUGUUAACAAUGUAUUGUUCCAUUGUAAAAGGAACUUACGGAACGCAAUAUAAUUUUGCUAGAAAUGAAUACAUAAUUUCGCAAAUUGGGUAUUUUUUACAUAAAACUAGACUUGUUAUCUCUAAAUAAUAUAUGUAUAGUACAGGGUCUUUUUUAUUUUUAGUGUCUUAAGUAAUGUCACUUACAGCCAUCUCAGGGUGCAACCCAAAUCUCUAAUAUACUGCCUGCAAAUUGAUCCUGAAGUAAAUAACUGUCUUCUCAUUUAUGGAUAUAUAACAAGACAGUUCUUAAGAGGAAUAUAACUAGAUGCUAAAUAAACAAACAAAUAUUCAUAAGAAGAAUAUAAUAAUUUGUUAAAUGUUUCCUUGAUGAUUAAGUGUUAGGGGCGUGUAAUGAAAGUUUACAAUUUGUGCAAAUACUCAUUGAAACUGACCAGAAAAUUUAAUUUUGCAGAGUUUUUCCAAUAAAUUAGCAAAAUUCAUUUCCUGAGUGCUUUGUUUAUUUUACUUCUAGUUAGUUAGUUAGUAUAUUUUACUCUUAGUGUAAUUCUAAGAUGUAAAGUGCAUAAUACAUAAUAAAUUAUGUGUAUGAAAUCAAUAAAGUUGGUCAAAUUAUAUGUUUCUGUUUUGUAAAGUGUUUUGAGCAACUCAGUGUAUGUUUAAUUAGUUACUAUUUUCUUUCAAUUCAUUGUUCUAUUCCAUUGCACCUUUAGUAGCCUAGUAACUUGUACAUUUUUACUCUCAUAGAUCAGUAAUACUGCUUGAAAGGAUAUGUUUUAACGUCAAAUGUUCGAAACAGAAAUGAACAUUGAAAUUCUCUCUCUUAACUUUCUCUCUUUCCCAGUGGUUUUAAAGUACCUUGUAAAUUAAAUUAAAUAAUAAAAGAAAGGAUCAAAUUGAGAAGCCUAUUCUGACUACAUAUAUAUGAACAGUUUGGCCAUAAGUGAAAGUAGUCCUACAGAAACUAUUUUAGAGGAAAACUGCCUUUGUGACACAUUUGUGAAGGUGAGGUACUUGACAAUGACAUCAUAAAUGACAGUAAACUCAAAAUAAUAUCACAAAAUUUCCAAUAUCUCACCAACAAAAUUGAACAAAUUGAUGAAUUUCUAAGUGGUAGUAGUCCUCUUAUUUAUCUUAUGAAUGAAGCAGGGUGCAAAACUGAAGAAAUUUGUAGCAUUAAUUUAAGUAACUAUAAAACUGUAAAUGUCUAUUGUAACAUAAAGGUGGUGGUGUUGGUAUUUAUAUCAUAAAUAAUGUGCAGUAAGAAAAAAAUCUAUUGGAUAAAUGCUGUAUUUAUCAGAGUAUAAAACAACACUGAAUAUGAGAUGACCCCCCCCUCCACCUCUUUCCAAGAGAGUCCUUGAUAAAAAAAAAAUUCAGUAUAUUCUCACUAACCAAAAAUACAGACUUAUUGAUGUAAGAUACCAUCCUAAAGAGUUAACAAUGCAUCUAUUCUAAACUUAGGUCAUUUAUACAUAGUCUGUGUUUUCAUAAUACAAGAAGAAAUAAAUUAAACAAAAAAUUGUUUCUUAUCUUCA
Schistocerca gregaria is the source of this 3706-nucleotide messenger RNA. It is a transcript of the gene beag, whose product is annotated as protein Red. The coding region runs from base 334 to 1887 and encodes 517 amino acids. Gene Ontology annotation, cellular component: nucleus. The transcript is spliced from 2 exons. Gene Ontology annotation, biological process: mRNA splicing, via spliceosome. NCBI's taxonomy places the organism in Eukaryota, Metazoa, Arthropoda, Insecta, Orthoptera, Acrididae. The record is from RefSeq and is a predicted model, not a curated record.